This is a messenger RNA of Trematosphaeria pertusa, 831 nucleotides long. RefSeq lists its product as uncharacterized. The record is from RefSeq and is a predicted model, not a curated record. Lineage: Eukaryota; Fungi; Ascomycota; Dothideomycetes; Pleosporales; Trematosphaeriaceae. The coding region runs from base 1 to 831 and encodes 276 amino acids. The transcript is spliced from 3 exons.
AUGGCAUGCCUCGAGCGGGGCAUGAAGCGGCAGUACUCUCAGCUUCAUGAUGAUGUCAACGAACAGAUUACCGAGGCCGAUACUGAACGAGUGAGGAGCGAGACUACGCUGCAGCGACAUGUCGAUGAGCACAUACAGCGCCUGGAAACCCAGCAACGUGCCUCGGAUGCCCGGGUGCAGAGUGAGGCGCGCUUGAGGAACCAGCUUACGGCGGAAAGGUCACGGCUUAACACCGAGCGGCAGCAAGCCGAAACGCGCAUUGAUGAGCGGCUCAACGAGCUGGAAACUUCGUUCGAGCGUAUGACUUCUCGCGAGCGCGAACGCUUUCGACAAUGGAGAGAUGCGCAUGAGGAAGUUCUCUACGAUGAACGGCGCAAGUAUCCACCAAGGGUGCACAACGAUCAGUACCAGAGGGACAUGGCGGGUCUGCUGGAGCACGAAGUUGGUGGACCACAGGCCCCAGUCAUGCAGCGCCAUAAGGCGUCUGACAGCGGAGGCUUGGGUUUUUCGGAUUCAUUUGGUGGAGAGAACGAGGGGAUAUGCGACAAGAAGGCACUAGCAGACAACAAAGGAGUGCCAGACAAUACCAAACAUGCCACGGUUGAAGACGCCGAAGGUGACAGCAAUCCUGAAUCCCACGGUGCCGCCAGCCGACUAGCUGGUACUAGCACCGCCACCACCACUACCACUACCAUGGCUAACCUUGUUCAUACGCCUAUCCUCCGCUCCCCUCUGCUCAAUUCCACAAGGAGGCUCCUCUCCGAAACUCACUGCUACUCCGUCACCACUUCACUGCGAAGUAAUUCUUUUUCAAACAUGGAGAACAGAUAA